Seminavis robusta is the source of this 1040-nucleotide messenger RNA. Lineage: Eukaryota; Bacillariophyta; Bacillariophyceae; Naviculales; Naviculaceae. The record is from the annotation of a GenBank genome assembly.
CUUGGUUCUUUCGGAUCCUCUUUCUUCCGAAUAAUUCGAUUACUAGCUUUAAAAGAUCGAAUUCAAUUCAGCUAUAUUUAUUUAUUUAUUUAUUUAUUAUUAUGCAUGCAGCCAGUGCACCAUGAUCCAAGUGCCCUGAUCGUUGCUGCAGACGCCACCCAGCUACCGUAGCUAGCUAGCUGUGGAUACUGAACACCACCAUGUCGGGUCGCCUUGUGAUUCUCCCAAAGAAGACGUAUUGUCCGUGGAAUCCCCAGAAUGUGGAGCGCGUGUUGCGGGAUGAGCGUUUGGAACGGGAGCGACAAGAAGAGGAACAGGAAGCGGCACAGCGAAAGGAAUCCCAGGAACGAUGGAAACUUCUGAAACAGCAACGAGUGGAACAACAGCAAGAUGCAGAAGACGACAAUCCAGAAAAAGAACAGCCACAGCGAUUCAAUCUGUUUGAAAAAGAAGAACAAGAAUUCUGUCGAGAAGGUACUUCACAAGGAUCACAGCAACAGCAGAAGAAGUCGGGAAUUUUGCCCGUGUUUCUGGGAGAAUCUGUCGAACGGCAACGGAUGCGAAUAGAAAAGCAGCAAGAGAAGGAAUCCAGGCCGUCGUACCAGCAAAAAAUAGACAAACGAAAGAAGCAAUUGGACCCCAUGAAGGAUUUUACAGAACCAUCCUCUGGUGCAGCUGCAGCCACCACCAAUACACAAAACAGUCAUGUCUUUUGGAAUCCCCACGAUCAUGACAAUAGUGAUCGGAAGCAACACCAAAAAUCCAAACGAUUCAACAAAUCCAAACAUCGAAAAAGGCGGCGCCAUGCCGACGACUCGAGCAGUAGCAGCCACGAACGACGGAAACGAAAACACAAGAAAAAGCACAAAAAGGAAGAACCAACCUGCGACGAGAUGGCGGCGCUCCGAAAACGACGCCUGGAACGGGAACAAAGGGAAAAGCUACGAGAACAGGCUGUCAUUCGAGAAGCCACGGGACACAUGCCGUCGCAACAACGAUAUUAUCAGGAUCAGUACAAUCCUCGAUUCAGUCGAAAGUGA